This is a messenger RNA of Fusarium venenatum, 837 nucleotides long. NCBI's taxonomy places the organism in Eukaryota, Fungi, Ascomycota, Sordariomycetes, Hypocreales, Nectriaceae. The record is from RefSeq and is a predicted model, not a curated record.
AUGGAGCCGGUGGGCAUCAUACUUCUCGUCCUCUUUCUCGUCAUCAUAGUCAUGGGUCCUAUGAGCUUGCGUCAGAAUGAAUGCAAGACGGAAUGCAGCAGAAAAGGUUCACAAUCCCCAACCCCAUCAGAUGGAUACUGCACGUCGCAAGCUCAGUACCGUGACCACUUCCACAAUUCUGCCCCUAGCGAAUGUUCCGGCCACCGAUAUCCUAUAUGCAUCGGCCCUUUGGUUCCGGAGCCAACGUAUACUGUUACUCAAGACCCACGUCCGGUGCUUGAACAUGUUUCAACGGUGACGUCUCACAAGACAACGAGUCAAGCGAAAAGCCAAGAGACAGUCGGACAGACCGAAGAGGUCACCGAUACAAACGACGACGUUCUGACGAUAAAUGCAUGCGGGCAUUCGUUUCACUCGAAAUGUCUCUCGUCAUGGUUUUUGAUCGAUCGAUAUGACUGUCCCGUGUGCAGGGUACCAUACUAUAAAGGAAUUCCUCGACACCAGCAAGCAUUGAAUGUAUCACCUUUCUGGCCAUUUUAUUUCCAGGACCCUUCGUUCGGCAGGGUCCGAGGCAUUUUAUUGGCUAAACUUGACUCUUUCCGGAGCUUUCUCAGCGACCCUUCUGCAGUACCAACAGUCAAGGGCUUGGAUCGAGGAAUCCGACCAACGAUCGUCUUGUUUUCCAGAAGAGCUCCACGAAAAAGCCAAUGCGAAUUACCAGGUGAUGCAGGGGGCAUCACUUGUUCCGUUGCGCUACCAUACAUUCCCGGAAAUAAUGACAGCGAUAGCCCUACUUAUUCGCCCUACAACAUCACAUCCUACCCAGACCAUGCAUGA